AAGUGAAAGUCCGGGCCGGCGCCUGCGGGAGCGCGGGACGGAGGCGGGACGGAGGCGGCUGCGCGCCCCGGCGCCCAUGGCGCUGAGCAAAGGGCUGCGGCUGCUCGGGCGGCUGGACGGCCCGGGGCCCGGCAGCGUCCUGCUGGAGGCGCGCGGCCGCGGGGAAUGCCUGCUCUUCGAGGCCGGCACGGUGGCCACGCUCGCUCCGGAAGAGAAGGAGGUCAUUAAGGGCCAGUAUGGGAAGCUCACGGAUGCUUACGGCUGCUUGGGGGAGCUCAGGUUGAGAUCUGGCGGUGCCUCCCUGAGCUUCCUGGUUCUGGUGACAGGCUGCACAUCCGUGGGCAGAAUUCCAGAGGCUGAAAUCUACAAGAUCACCGCCACCGACUUCUACCCUCUACAGGAGGAGGCCAAGGAGGAGGACCGCCUCGUAGCCUUGAGGAAAAUCCUCAACUCGGGUGUCUUCUACUUCUCGUGGCCCAAUGAUGGGUCUAGCUUCGACCUCACCGUCCGGGCACAGAAGCAGGGCCAUGACAGCUACGAAUGGGGGAGCUCCUUCUUUUGGAACCAGCUGCUGCACGCUCCCCUGAGGCAGCACCAGGUGAGCUGCUGCGACUGGCUGCUGAAGGUCAUCUGCGGCGUGGUGUCCAUCCGCACUGUGUAUGCCUCGCACAAGCAGGCCAAGGCCUGCCUCAUCUCCCGCAUCAGCUGCGAGCGCGCCGGUGCUCGCUUCCACACCCGCGGCGUGAACGACGAUGGCCACGUGUCCAACUUCGUGGAGACUGAGCAGACGAUUUACAUGGAUGAUGGAGUGUCCUCUUUUGUCCAGAUCAGAGGCUCCGUUCCGCUGUUUUGGGAGCAGCCAGGGCUUCAGGUUGGCUCUCAUCAUCUGAGACUCAACAGAGGCCUAGAAGCCAAUGCCCCUGCUUUUGACAGACACAUGGUGCUUCUGAAGGAGCAGUAUGGGAAGCAAGUGGUCGUAAACCUGCUGGGGAGCAGAGGUGGAGAAGAGGUGCUCAACAGAGCCUUCAAGAAAUUGCUCUGGGCUUCUUGCCACGCCAGCGACACACCUAUGAUAAACUUUGACUUCCAUCAGCUGGCCAAAGGUGGGAAGCUAGAGAAAUUGGAGAAUUUGUUGAGGCCCCAGUUGAAGCUCCACUGGGAUGACUUUGACGUGUUCACCAAGGGCGAGAAUGUAAGUCCACGUUUUCAGAAAGGCACUUUGCGGAUGAACUGUCUUGAUUGCCUGGACCGAACCAACACAGUGCAGAGCUUCAUAGCACUCGAGGUCCUUCAUCUCCAGCUCGAGAGCCUCGGCCUGAAUUCAAAGCCCAUCGCUGACCGCUUUGUGGAAUCCUUUAAAGCCAUGUGGUCUCUGAAUGGACACAGCCUUAGCAAGAUGUUCACAGGCAGCCGGGCCCUAGAAGGGAAGGCCAAGGUGGGUAAGCUGAAGGAUGGGGCCCGGUCCGUGUCUCGCACUAUCCAGUCCAACUUCUUUGAUGGAGUGAAGCAAGAGGCCAUCAAGCUGCUGCUGGUUGGGGAUGUUUACACUGAGGAGUCUGCAGACAAAGGAAGGAUGCUUCUGGACAACACAGCCCUGCUGGUGACUCCCAGGAUCCUGAGGGCCAUGGCUGAGCGCCAGUCGGAAUUCACAAAUUUCAGGCGGAUCCGAAUUGCCACGGGGACGUGGAACGUGAACGGAGGCAAGCAGUUCCGGAGCAACCUCCUGGGGACGGCCGAGCUGGCCGACUGGCUCCUCGACUCCCCCACGUGCUCGGGCCUCCCGGGAUCCCAGGAUGAGGACAGCCCAGCUGACAUAUUUGCUGUGGGGUUUGAAGAGAUGGUGGAACUGAGCGCAGGGAAUAUCGUCAAUGCCAGUACCACCAACAGGAAGAUGUGGGGUGAGCAGCUCCAGAAGGCCAUCUCACGCUCCCAUAGGUACAUUCUCUUGACUUCGGCACAGCUGGUGGGCGUCUGUCUGUAUAUCUUUGUACGUCCAUACCAUGUCCCAUUCAUCAGGGACGUGGCCAUCGACACAGUGAAGACAGGCAUGGGAGGAAAGGCGGGCAACAAGGGUGCCGUGGGCAUCCGCUUUCAGUUCCACAGUUCCAGCUUCUGCUUCGUGUGCAGCCACCUGACGGCCGGCCAGUCGCAGGUGAAGGAGAGGAACGAAGACUACAGGGAGAUCACCCAGAAGCUGAGUUUCCCGAUGGGAAGAAACAUUUUUUCUCAUGAUUACGUGUUUUGGUGUGGCGAUUUCAACUACCGCAUUGAUCUCACUUAUGAAGAAGUCUUCUAUUUUGUCAAACGCCAAGACUGGAAGAAACUUCUGGAGUUUGAUCAGCUACAGCUACAGAAAUCAAGUGGAAAAAUUUUUAAAGACUUUCACGAAGGCGUUAUUAAUUUUGGACCUACCUACAAGUAUGACGUUGGCUCUGCUGCCUACGACACAAGUGACAAAUGUCGCACCCCUGCCUGGACAGACCGGGUCCUGUGGUGGAGGAAGAGGCACUCUUUUGACAGAACAGCUGAAGAACUCAACCUUCUAGACAACGAUGUAGAUGCUGACAACACAGUCAGACAUUGCUGGUCUCCUGGUGUGCUCAAGUAUUACGGCCGAGCAGAACUACAAGCAUCUGAUCACAGACCCGUGCUGGCGAUCGUGGAGGUGGAAGUUCAAGAAGUCGAUGUGGGUGCUCGGGAGAGGGUGUUCCAGGAAGUGUCCUCUUUCCAGGGCCCCCUCGAUGCCACUGUUGUAGUCAACCUCCAGUCGCCAACUUUAGAAGAGAAAAAUGAGUUUCCUGAGGAUGUACGCACAGAACUCAUGCAGACCUUGGGCAAUUAUGGGACCAUUGUUCUUGUCAGGAUCAACCAAGGGCAAAUGCUAGUGACUUUUGCAGACAGUCACUCAGCUCUCAGCGUCCUGGACGUGGAUGGUAUGAAGGUAAAAGGCAGAGCAGUGAAGAUCAGACCAAAGACCAAGGACUGGCUAAAAGGUUUGCAAGAGGAGAUCAUCCGAAAGCGGGAUAGCAUGGCUUCCAUGUCUCCCACUGCCAAUUCCUGUUUGCUGGAGGAAAACUUUGACUUCACAACUUUGGACUAUGAGUCAGAAGGGGAUAUUCUCGAAGAUGACGAAGACUAUUUGGUGGAUGAGCUAAAUCAGUCUGUGGUCUCAGAUGGUGAAAUGGGGGCGGACAACCUUUCUGAAGCCUCCACGGCAGCGGUGCCUGCCAGCAAGUCACCUGCACUCACUAAAAAGAAGCAGCACCCAACGUACAAAGAUGAUGCUGACCUGGUGGAGCUAAAGCAGGAGCUGGAAGCAGUUGGGGAUUUCCGACACCGUUCUCCAAGCAGGUCUUUGUCGGUUCCCACUAGGCCUCGGCCACCUCACCCACCGCAGAGACCCCCCCCUCCAACUGGUUUAAUGGUGAAAAAGUCAGCUUCGGACGUGUCCAUCUCCUCCGGCACCCACGGGCAGUACUCGAUUUUGCAGACGGCAAAGCUUCUGCCGGGAGCACCUCAGCAAGCACCCAAAGCCAGGAUGGGGAUAAGUAAACCCUAUAAUGUCAAGCAGAUCAAAACUACCAAUGCCCAGGAGGCAGAAGCAGCCAUCCGAUGUCUCCUAGAAGCCAGAGGAGGCACCCCAGGCGAAGCCCUAAACGCCCCGGCCCUGAGGGACCAAGGGCCUUCCAAACCAGAGCCCCCUGCGGGGGCGGCCCCGCUGCUGCCCCGUCGGCCUGCGCCCAGAGUUCCUGCCAUCAAGAAGCCAACCUUGCGGAGGACGGGCAAGCCGGAGUCACCAGAAGGACAGUUUGGGCAACAGACGGUCCAUUUCACGAUCGGGCCCCCAGAGACCAGCCUUGACACCCCUCCUCUAGCAACCCCUCCUGUUCCCAAGCCGAGGACACUUCAGCCUGGGAAGGGUGCUGAGAGGAAGCCCGCACCAGAAGACGCCCCUCCCAUGGCAGGAGCCGCCCUGCCGCCCCCCCUGGAGGUGCCGCCUCCCGCACCCCAGGCCCCCCCGAGGAGGAGGAAGAAAUCGGCACCCGCAGCCUUCCACCUGCAGGUGCUGCAGAGCAACAGCCAGCUCCUCCAGGCCUUCACCUGCAGCACCCCAAGCAGCGACUGGCCCCCUGCACACCUGCCCGACCAGAGUGCACUUGUGCCGCCACUUGCCAGCCUCAGUGCUUCCUCUGCCACGAGCCCCGAAACUGAGGGCCCCAGGGAGACCCAGGCAGAGGCAGCCUCCCUUCUGGGUGACUAUCAAGAUCCCUUCUGGAGCCUUCUCCAUCACCCUAGCCUGUUGAAGAAUACCUGGCUUUCCAAGAGCUCUGACCCACUGGACUCGGGGGCUCAGGGCCUGGAAAGAGCACACACGGCCCCACUGCACCCACUGCAAGUUGCUGCCUCGCCGGCCUCGGAGCUGCCCCUGGAGCACGGACAGAAAGAUUUCACCGGCUGGAUGGCAGUCAGUGACAAGGACAAGAGGACCGUGCUGCAGGUGUUUGACCCACUGGCAAAAACAUGAGGGGGAUGCUUGGACAGCCACUCUCUUGCAGAACGUGUGCCUUCUGCCCUCAGGCAUCUCUCGGCCUUCUUGGGGAGAAGCCCCGAGCCUUGGCCUCACCCCACUCCCACUCCAUGGAAAGAGACCUCUGUUUAAAGGCACACUGAAAAAAAAUUUGUACUUCUGUCACUCUUGUGUAGUUUACAGACAUGGUGUCUCUUAGUCAAUAGAUGAUCAUUCAGUCACCACCAUAUGUUUUAUUCCAGGCUUGUGCAUUUCCGUUUCCUUGCAGGGGCAUGAGAAGCCUCUGCUUAGAUUCGAGGUAUGGAUUUGGGGAAAGGGAAUCUGGCUGAUAAUGUCCACGAAAUUCUCUCUCUCUCUCGUUGGAUUUUUAAAUGGUUUUUCAAUUUAUGUGUGUAUGCGGUGUUCUUUUUAGAAUUUUGUUUGUAUUUUGCAGAUUCGGUAUCACUUUUUGGUGAUCCACCUGAAGGUUGAUGUGUAAACUUGAAAGAUGGUUGGGACCAUUAAGAGCUGUACCUGGCCUACUGUGACACCAGGUUCAAAAACAAAAAAAAGCCAGAGUUGAAAGCAGCAAACAGAUCAACCAAAUGACUUGACUGUACAUUCCCGUGAGCCCUUGUAUUUAUGUACAUGUAUAGUAACCUUGGUUUCGUGGGAGAUGGUGUCAUACACUGUUUUGGUUCUGAAGCAUAUACUCUUAGCUUAACCGGAGCUUAAGCUGGCUAGAGACUCCUACCUACACCACAUCUUAGCUACUGCAUGCCCCAUAAAAUGCUGCAGACUUGAGCCAUGGUGUACUAGUUAAACCAGUUUUUAUAUACUGGCUCUUUCCUAUUAAAGGAAACCUCGUGGCUUCUUUCUCCCCUUACAUUCCCUACCGAGUAUAAGCACAAACCGUGAAAAUUCUUACUGGCACGUAAUACUGUCCUCAUUGUUACAUUAUGAAGAAUAUUUAAUUUAGCCUGGUCUACCUGGCUCAGGAGGGAAAGUAUCACCUGCCUCUGUAUAUAGGAAAUUCCAAGGCAGCAGUUUUGAGUUUGUUUAUCUAUCUGUUUACUAGGUUUAUUUUUUUGUCUAUACGUUUUUCUAUACAUUUGCAACACCACUUCUUGCCUCGUCGGUCCUUUAGAAAGACGUCACCAUGUGAUUUUACAUUUUAAGAAUAAUGUUGUAAGGCCUAGAAUCCAUUUGAAGCAGAUACUAUAUUUUUGCCAACAAGAAAUUCACUGGUGAAAUAUUAGUUUGCCACAUACCGUACUUAGUUUUUAGUGUCAUAGAAUCAUAUAGCAGUGACUCUGUAUUAUCCGUAAUGUGACCAGAGAAUUCCUGCACUAAAUGCUAAUGGUUAGGGUGACAGUCAUCAUCCUGCCUGGGCAGGAUACCACUCUCUUUUUACCUCUGGGAUUUCAGAAUUAUUUCUCAUUGCCACUGUCAAGAUACACUGCAGAUUAUUUAAAUCUGGCACUCAAAACAAAAAAACCACGUGUAUCACAUUUCAUUUGAAAAUGAUAAAAAGAUAUUAGUGACCCACAGGGAUGAACAUAUGUAGUCAACCAGUCUUAAAAAGAUGGAGUUGAUGGCCUUAGCUGAUGAGGAUCCUUUCUGUAAGGACUUUAUAUCCUGUUUACCUCUCUAACAAACACGAGUAAACAACAUCAUUCUUGAAGAGUUAGCAGAAGAAAGAAUGCAAGGUGGGUAAAUGGCUUGGAGAAGUUAAAUAAUUUGCCAGGAUUCACAUUGCUAUUGAGGGUUCAAUUGGGAAUGGAAUCAGAGAUUUCAUAAUUCAAAUGUUCUUUCCUCUGUCACUUCUUUUUCCCACCAAAAAGGAAGUGAAUUUGAAAGUAGAUAUGUAUAACACAACAGUUGCUUGCAAAGCUGGAAAUAGGCCUAAUUUUCAGGUUUCUUCUUUGUUCUAGAUGCAAAUAGCCAACAAAUGGGAUAGUGAAUGGAAGUUUAAUUAAGAAAGGUGCUCAUCACACAGGUAGCUCUUAAGAAUCUGACAUUAAGUAUUAAUACAGAAUUGUGUUGACCUCGGAGGGCAGAUCACAAUAAGAAUCCAAAGUAGUUUAACAUAAAGAAUCGAACAAAUAUUUGAGUGGGGAUGUUCAUAUUUAGUAAACUCCUAGGCUGGAUUUUGAGGUGAUCAUAUGUAAGUUUCACACACCAAUAUACUCUUUAAAAAGCCGAUUGAAAUUGCCUUAUUUAAUUUCUUGAUCAGAGCUUUACUGAGCUAGUAAGUUUCCUAGGUUAGCAGCAGAGUUGGUUAAAUAUUCUGGACAAUGAGCAGCUGCCAUCCUGGGGAUUCCAUUUUGUGGGUUUUUUAUUUUUGGUUUUUCUUUGUGCCGCCCCCAGACCCCCACCCCACAGGCCUUGCAGUUUCUUUCAUUACCAUUCUGUAAGACAGGACAUACAGUUCACUGGAGAAUUUGAGGCACAGAGCUUUACAAUUCAACAUUGUCUCUAGGACCCCAAUUAUAUUCCCUUUAACAACAAAAUCUCCGACUUCUUGCCUAUUUUAAAAAUUUGUUCCAGUAAAUGACUGAAAUUAGGACAUCUGCUCAAGCAAUUCCUGUAAAAGUUAAAAGUUGUUGAAUUUCAAGACACGAUGGAAUUCUCCAGAUGUAGAAGUACAAGCAAAGUAAUGCAUUAAAAAUGUUUGCUUUGUAAUAAUUUUAUCAGAAAGCUACAAAAAGUAUUUAUUGGCUGACUAGCAAUUAAAACCCUGUGAUGUUUAUUUGAAGUGAUAAUUUGUACUGCAAUUGUAAAAAAAUGCCUAUUAAAUAUUUUGUCUUUUUUUUUAA
Molecule: messenger RNA, 7326 nt
Organism: Nyctereutes procyonoides (raccoon dog)
Lineage: Eukaryota; Metazoa; Chordata; Mammalia; Carnivora; Canidae
Gene: SYNJ2
Product: synaptojanin 2
Exons: 27
Coding region: 77-4525 (1482 amino acids)
Biological process (GO): phosphatidylinositol dephosphorylation; brain development; synaptic vesicle endocytosis
Cellular component (GO): presynapse; perinuclear region of cytoplasm
Molecular function (GO): RNA binding; phosphatidylinositol-4,5-bisphosphate 5-phosphatase activity
Source: RefSeq, a predicted model, not a curated record